Enhydra lutris kenyoni (northern sea otter) is the source of this 2405-nucleotide messenger RNA. RefSeq names its product COP9 signalosome subunit 7A. The transcript is spliced from 8 exons. Gene Ontology annotation, biological process: COP9 signalosome assembly. NCBI's taxonomy places the organism in Eukaryota, Metazoa, Chordata, Mammalia, Carnivora, Mustelidae. Bases 175 to 1002 code for a protein of 275 amino acids. Gene Ontology annotation, cellular component: COP9 signalosome. The record is from RefSeq and is a predicted model, not a curated record.
GGCCAGAGCGACUCUGCAGGGAGGUGGCAGGAAAGGCUCGGAACAGCUGCCGGAGGUGACGGAGCUCCGGCCCCGCCCGGUGUGCUGGAAGACGAACCUUCCAGGUAGCGGCCCGCAGAGUCUGACCCAGGCUCCAGAUAUCCUGAGCCCAGGUCCCCCCAGCUCAGUGCAGCCAUGAGUGCUGAGGUGAAGGUGACAGGGCAGAACCAGGAACAAUUUCUGCUCCUGGCCAAGUCAGCCAAGGGGGCAGCGCUGGCCACACUCAUCCACCAGGUGCUGGAGGCUCCUGGUGUCUACGUGUUUGGGGAACUGCUGGAUAUGCCUAAUGUUAGAGAGCUGGCCGAGAGUGACUUCGCUUCCACAUUCCGGCUGCUCACAGUGUUUGCUUACGGGACAUAUGCUGAUUACUUAGCUGAAGCCCGGAAUCUUCCCCCACUCACAGAGGCUCAGAAGAAUAAGCUUCGGCACCUAUCAGUUGUCACCCUGGCUGCCAAAGUCAAGUGUAUCCCAUAUGCAGUGUUGCUGGAGGCCCUCGCCCUGCGUAACGUGCGGCAGCUGGAAGACCUUGUCAUUGAGGCAGUGUAUGCCGACGUGCUCCGCGGCUCCCUGGACCAGCGCAACCAGCGACUGGAGGUUGACUACAGCAUUGGGCGGGACAUCCAGCGCCAGGACCUUAGUGCCAUUGCUCGAACCCUGCAGGAGUGGUGUGUGGGCUGUGAGGUGGUGCUGUCAGGCAUCGAGGAGCAGGUGAGCCGCGCCAACCAGCACAAGGAGCAGCAGCUGGGCCUGAAGCAGCAGAUCGAGAGUGAGGUGGCCAACCUUAAAAAAACCAUUAAAGUUACAACAGCAGCAGCCGCCGCAGCUACAUCUCAGGACCCUGAGCAGCACCUGACUGAGCUGAGGGAACCCGCCCCUGGCACCAACCAGCGCCAGCCCAGCAAGAAAGCCUCAAAGGGCAAGGGACUCCGAGGGAGCGCCAAGAUUUGGUCCAAGUCGAACUGAAGGGACUGUCGUUUCUUCUCUGGGAAUGUGGGGUCCUAGCUGCCUGCCUGUCCUUUAGGAGUCCUCGGCCUCCCUGUGCCCCUGGCCAGCUGAUAACCCUAGGUUCAUGACCCUUAACCUCCCUCUUCUCUCCCUGACCCCCAAUCAUAGAUCACACCUUCUCUAGGGAGGAGGCAAGUACAAGUCAUGUUUUUAUUGGUACUUUUGCUUUAUGUGACUUUAUUAUGUGUCCCAUUGUCUCCCUCCCCCUCCCUGCCAUGCUCUCUCCCUGUUUCUUUAAAAUGGGGGUGGGGGGGCAGCAUCUAUCCCUGUUUGUUAUCUGUCAUGGAGUAGGUGGGGCUGCUACUUCUCCAGCAUAACCCACACGUGUUUCUUCUCGCACCGCCCCAUCCUCGCAUGCCUAAUCCCCGGUUUGUACUCCUUACUGCCCCCUGCCUGUCUGGGCAGCAUCCGAAGAGCCAUAGGGCUUCUGCCUUUAUUCCCACCCGGAGAAUCCUGGGAGCCAGUCUGCCAUUCUCGGAGUCACUGGACACUUUCAUCCUAGAAUCCUGUCACACUAUAGUUGUUUCCUUUCCUCUCUCCUCCCCUUGGGUCCUGGGAAUGCUGCUGCUUCAAUGACCCCAGAGCCAAAGAAGGGCACCCAUCUCUUGACAUGUUGAGAGAUGGCUCUUUCUUAGCCCUGGCUAUCUUGGAAAGCCUGAUGGCAAUCCUGGAAGGAUUUAUACUCCUUUUGUGAGUUUGGUGGGGAAGGGAAGGGGAUAUAGAUUGUAUUAAAAAAAAGUAUAUAUAUACAUAUAUCUAUAUAUAACAUGGAACAGAAAUAAAUCUAUGAGAAGUCUAUCUACAAACAUGCCCGGAAAUGGGUAUCUUCUGUCUUUGAUAUGUGCAGAUGGGAAGAAGGCUCAUUGUCCGUCCACUCUAAAGCAAAGUGCUGGGAAGAGAAGAGAACCGGGUACUGGGUGCCGGGUCCUGGCCUAGGAGCCAGGAGACCUAGAUCUUGAGUCGUGUGACUUGGGACAGAUUGCUCAGUGUUCCAUCACUCACUCAGAAGCAGCGGAUACUUGGCGGAGCACCAACACGUGUAAAGCACUAGAUGUGCAAAAUGGCCGUCGCUGGCCCUCCUCUCGGAGCUGGGCUGCAGCCUGUUACCUUCCUUCCUGAAGAGUUAUAAGGGAGAGGAGUUGAUAAUAACCUUCAGGUUUUGCAUCAGAACCACACAGGACUCUGAGAUCUGCAGAAAGCAGCAGCACCGUCCACCAUCCUCCCGUCCACCAUCCAAGGCAGAGCUUCCCAUCCUGGGACGAUUGGUCUCCUUGGUCUAGUGCACUACUGUGCACUCUUUUUAGAAUUGCGAAGCUCGGGGCGCUUGGGUGGCUCAGUGGGUUAAGCCUCUGCCUUCGGCU